Molecule: messenger RNA, 393 nt
Organism: Ilex paraguariensis (yerba mate)
Lineage: Eukaryota; Viridiplantae; Streptophyta; Magnoliopsida; Aquifoliales; Aquifoliaceae
Source: the annotation of a GenBank genome assembly
AUGACCAACUACAACUAUGGUCCAGCAGGAAAAGCCAUCGGAACGAAUCUGCUAAACAGCCCUGAAACUGUUGCAAACGAUCCAGUAGUUUCUUUCAAGACAGCGUUCUGGUUUUGGAUGACACCCCAAUCGCCAAAACCUUCAUGCCAUGACGUCAUCACCGGAACAUGGAGGCCAUCGGCAGCAGAUACAGCAGCCGGUCGUGUACCUGGCUAUGGUGUGAUCACCAAUAUCAUCAACGGUGGAAUUGAAUGUGGUAAAGGUUCUAACCCACAGGUGGAGGAUCGGAUCGGUUUCUACAAGAGAUACUGUGACAUACUAGGAGUUGUUGGGUUUCCCUCCUUUGUGGGACUCAUCAAUUUGCUAAUUUUUUGGUGGCUUACCCGUGUAUGA